Molecule: messenger RNA, 2468 nt
Organism: Hylaeus volcanicus
Lineage: Eukaryota; Metazoa; Arthropoda; Insecta; Hymenoptera; Colletidae
Product: dnaJ homolog subfamily B member 6-like
Exons: 8
Coding region: 436-1416 (326 amino acids)
Molecular function (GO): Hsp70 protein binding
Source: RefSeq, a predicted model, not a curated record
UAAACGAAUAACCAGCUUGCAACAAAUUGUUUCAAGUCGUGUUGCAACUUCAUACAUGUAUAUUUGCAACAAUAGCAUAUAUAUAUAUCAAUUCGUAUCGAAGAAUUUUUCAGAGUCCGAUCGAACAGCAACGUUGAAUUUAAUUUAACGGAUCGAUAAACGAGAGUAACGGUGGUCUAGAAAAAUCGAAACGGGCGGCCAUCUUGGUUAUCGCGAAGCUUUGUUUGCGCCAACUUCACGCGGCCAGUCGCAUUUCUCUACUUUUUCGCGAGAUUGUCGCUUCUCGUCCACUGUGUAUCUGUCCUGGGUCCAAAACGAAAACAACAAUCCGUUUCUCCGUGGAAAAUUCAUCGCUGUGCGACCGACGAAGAAGAACAGGAGCCACUUCUCGGUGGUUGCCUAAGCCCUGACAUCCGAGCACGAGCACAAUAGCGAAUGAUGGUCGACUACUACAAGAUCCUCGAGGUGCAACGGACCGCCUCUAGUGGGGAUAUAAAAAAAGCAUACAGAAAAUUAGCACUGAGAUGGCAUCCAGACAAAAACCCCGAGAACCUGGACGAAUCGAACAAAAAAUUCAAAGAAAUAUCCGAGGCGUACGAAGUGUUGAUAGACGAUGCGAAGAGACGAAUCUACGACCAACGAUUGUAUCAGAAGGCGUCUUCGAGGCCCGGCCGUGGAUUCACCAGCCGGAAUUACUUUGACUCUGCUUUCCAGCGAUUUUUCGAAAAGAAAAGACGUGUCUACGACCAGUAUGGAAAGGAAGGUCUUCAAAUGCCAGGAAACAAGAGGCGACACGAUGACGACUUUGAUCCUCGCUUCGCUAAUACCUUCGUCUUCAGAGAUCCUGCGGAAGUAUUCAGAGAAUUCUUCGGUGGUAGUGCUUUCGCAGACUUGUACAAGAUGACUGAUGACCUCAAUGUAGGCUUUCACAGGCGUAGUCACCCAAGCAGUAACAGCAUAAGUACGCCUUUCUUCAACCCUUUUGGGAUUCAUUUUUCACCGUUCACCAACAUUUUUGAAGGUGGAGGAAACACCUUCACCUCGUUCAACUCGUUCGCAAGCUUCGACGGAACCAGCGGUGGUGGUGGCGGUGCUAUGAGGCGAACGAAUACCUCGACGAGAUUUAUCAACGGCAAGAAGAUCACCACCAAAAAGAUUUACGAGAACGGAAAGGAAACGAUAAUGUCUUUCGAAAACGACGUGCUGAAGUCGAAGACGGUGAACGGCGUCCCACAAUCAAUAACGUUUGACGAGGCAUCGACGAGUCGCCCGCUGACCGACAAUGCCAGCGACAUCGCGAUGGCUGGCCAGAACUCGAGAACAGUCAACGGUGACCAUCUGAGGGCUAGCAGAAUAAAGACGCACUAUCAUCCACUUCUCACUAAGAAGCACACAGACAAGAGUAAGAGAAAAUAGAGGCCAAACAAUGCAGCCUUCUCUCAUUCUUUUCAGUUCUUCCCGUCUUUUGUUUCUAUUUUUUUUCUCUUUUUUUUUUUUUUGGUCUCUUUCAUUUAUCUAUCAGACGCAUACAUACCUACAUACACGCAUACAUAUGUGUAUCCCAUUACGGAGCUGAUGCAAAUUUUCGUCUUAAUUCCUAAUUAACGUCGCUUUUGCUGUCGUCAGAGUAAAGAAACGUGUUCGGUGUCGUAACCUCCCGCGAGAGGGAUAUAAAGCAAUCUUUUGCAAAAAUAAACGUGUAUCAGUAGCUUAGCUUCGACUGACCAUUUUGUCCGGCUUGAAAGUAUCAAUAAAAAUUCGCUACGAAGUUAUUCUCACUGAAAAAAAGCUCGUUUUCUUCGACCAACGUCUGCGCAAGGAGGAGAGAAAUCAUGUGCGACAGAUUUUCUCGCGUUUUAUAAACAGCGCUUUCAUGUUUCCGUUCGAAAUCUUACGCGUUACAUUUACAUACGGUAAGUUUCGCUUAUCUUAGUUUUUUAGAGAUUUAAAUGAAUCAAUAUCUCGUAAGUUACGUAAUAUUUCUAAGUCGCGAGAACUCGAGAACACUUGGGACUGAGUUUUACGAGUUUCAACUCGCGUUAAAGUACACGCGCACGUGGACGCAUUUUACGCGUACAUACGUUCUUUUACGAUCCGUUUAACUUCGCAGCCAUAACCAGUGCUCUUAAAUAUAAAAUAUUGUAUUACGACUACAUAUACAUAUACAUAUACAUAUAGUAUAUUGAUAUAUACUUCAAUAGCACUACCAUCUACCGUGGACUCAACGUUCCUGAUAGCAGUGUAACUGUGUAACGUUCACGAUGGAUGAAUGGCAUGUGUUCCUUUUUAGGCGAACCGUGAAACAGGGAUUCAGAGAUAGGAUUUCCGUUCUGUCGCGAAAACAUUUUCCCAAACACUUAAGUGUCGUAAUCGUAUUGUUUCUUUUAGUUAGUUUCUUGCGUAUGUGUAUAUAAUGAUAAGGAAGAAAUGUUAAACUUACGUGGAAAAUACAUUAUUAAUACACACUA